AUGUUUUGGAUCCCAUUUCCGUUAUGCUUCCAGUGCGGAACAGACCAGAAUCCGUGUCGCUGCAAAGUUGUUGGUCCCACUUUAGGUUUUCUCACGACUGUCCUAAGUGCUAUCGUGUUGUGGCCAGCGUCGAUCUUUUGCGGGUGCUGGGCUACAAAGAGAGGAUCGAAGUUGCUCGGGACUCCGGUGGAGUGGAAUGGAAAAGUCAAUGAGGCCAUCCCCAUUUAA
This is a messenger RNA of Histoplasma mississippiense, 228 nucleotides long. RefSeq lists its product with no specific name. Lineage: Eukaryota; Fungi; Ascomycota; Eurotiomycetes; Onygenales; Ajellomycetaceae. The record is from RefSeq and is a predicted model, not a curated record. The transcript is spliced from 4 exons. Bases 1 to 228 code for a protein of 75 amino acids.